This is a messenger RNA of Populus euphratica (Euphrates poplar), 2918 nucleotides long. RefSeq lists its product as uncharacterized. NCBI's taxonomy places the organism in Eukaryota, Viridiplantae, Streptophyta, Magnoliopsida, Malpighiales, Salicaceae. The record is from RefSeq and is a predicted model, not a curated record. Gene Ontology annotation, cellular component: nuclear pore. The transcript is spliced from 10 exons. The coding region runs from base 255 to 2663 and encodes 802 amino acids.
CUUACCAAUUCACAUGCCGUUUUAACCACAUAGAGAGACAAGUGAUAAUCCCGAAGAGAGGAAGAUCAUUGUUGCCUCUCUUUAUCUUUCUCUGCAAGCAUUUUUUGGAAGCUGAGCAAACAAGACGAUACGGCGUUGCUCUGCAGAAACUAGAACGAGUUUCCUUUGCUUGUUACAAGUCGAGGGAGUCAGCUUAUGAUUGAUAGAUAGCUCGCUCAUUUGUUGUGGAAGGGAGGAGGUGAGACAAGUUAGGAAUGAAAGAGAGUGAUAAGAGAAGAACUCCCGGUAAUAAUCAGUCGAAGCGCUCGGGAAAAACUGAAAGGAGAGACCGUAAACCGAAUCAAACGACGAAGGGGAUUGAAUCUAAAUCCUUGCUUGCUAAACCAGACUCCAGUGCUAUUUUAGUAAGUGAUUCGAACACGGGCUCAGAGCCCUCUGAAGUUUGUGAUAGCUUUGUUAUACAUUAUGUGGAUAAUGUCAACAGGUCUGAGGAGGCUCCUCAAGAUUCAAAAGCCGAUUCCAUGAUUGAUAUAGUGAACAAGGAUGAGGCUUCAGAUGACCAUUCUGGUGACUUAGAUAGAGAAUCCAAGGAGGGGAAGGAAGAUGAGUCGGAUUCUGAGACAACACAAGAUUCUGUAUCAUCUCAAGGGGAUUCGGUGACAGCUGAGGGUGAGAAAGUAGAAAACGUUUCGAUAGUCCCAAAAACAGUUUCCAAUAAGAAUUUAUCAGAAAGCGGUCCUCCGCGUGGAUCAAGGGUGAAAUCUGAUCGCAAAACUAGUAUAUCCAGGUCUAAAGCAGUAAAUAACACUCCUAAAAAACCUGCAAAAACAAAUAAAGGGCCUUUGAAAGUUACUUCGAAAAGUUCUUUUGAUAAGAAUUCUAAAGACAUGAGAGUUCCUCAUAAACCUUCAUUAGAGUCUUCUGAAGGAGUUGAUGAUAAGCCUGCAGAAGAUGUCAAAGAAAUAGAUUUUUUAGAUGAGGCCUCAAAUGGUACUCAGAGUGUUGCAAUUGACAACGAAACAGAUGCUGCUGAAGAAAAUGGUGAACAUGAGGAUGAAGCAGAAUUAAAUCAAAGGAUUGAAGACAUGGAAAUGAGAAUCGGGAAACUUGAAGCAGAGCUCAGAGAAGUUGCUGCUCUUGAAAUUUCACUUUAUUCUGUAGUCCCAGAACAUGGGAGCUCAGCACAUAAGGUGCACACACCUGCAAGACGCCUUUCCAGACUAUACAUUCAUGCUUGUAAGCAUUGGACUCUAGUUAAGCGAGCUACGGUUGCCAGAAACACUGUUUCAGGACUUGUAUUGAUUUCCAAGUCCUGCGGUAAUGAUGUUCCAAGGUUAACAUUUUGGUUGUCCAACACAAUUGUGCUGAGGGAGAUCAUUUCUCAGGCAUUUGGAAGUUCACGGCACUCAAGUCCCCUUGCAAGGCAGUCCAAUGGGGGUAGCAAGAAAAGUGAAGGGAAGCCUACAGCACUGAAAUGGAAGGGUGGUUCUGGUAGCAAACAAGUUAACGGUUUUAUGCAGUUUGCUGAUGAUUGGCAGGAGACAGGAACCUUCACUGCUGCAUUAGAAAGAGUUGAAUCAUGGAUAUUUUCCCGUGUGGUUGAAUCCGAAUGGUGGCAGGCUUUGACUCCACAUAUGCAAUCUCCUGCUGGGGAUUUGUCCUCCAACAAAACCACUGGAAGGUUGCAUGGACCAGCCUUGGGUGACCAGCAGCAAGGCAGCUUUUCUAUCAACUUAUGGAAGAACGCUUUCCAGGAUGCUCUCCAACGACUAUGUCCUGUUAGAGCAGGAGGUCAUGAGUGUGGUUGCUUGCCCGUCAUUGCAAGAAUGGUUAUGGAACAGUGUGUUGCCAGGCUAGAUGUAGCAAUGUUCAAUGCUAUUCUGCGCGAGUCUGCCCAUGAGAUUCCAACUGACCCUGUUUCGGAUCCUAUCUUAGAUUCCAAGGUUCUGCCAAUUCCUGCUGGAGACUUGAGCUUUGGUUCUGGGGCACAACUCAAAAAUUCUGUUGGUAAUUGGUCUAGGCGGCUUACUGAUAUGUUUGGGAUCGAUGCUGAUGAUUGCUUGAAAGAAGAUCAGCAUGUUAGCGAGGAUGAUGACAAGCAAGAUGGUGAAACUAAACCCUUCCUUCUUCUUAAUGGCUUGAGCGAUCUUCUGAUGCUUCCAAAAGACAUGCUAAUGGACCGAUCAAUCAGGAAGGAGGUGUGCCCAUCAAUUGGUCUUCCAUUAGUUAAGCGGAUACUCUGCAAUUUUACUCCUGAUGAGUUCUGCCCCGAUCCUGUCCCUGGAGCCGUAUUAGAGGCAUUGAACUCCGAGAGUACCGUGGAGUGGAGACUGUCAGGAGAUGCUGCCAGAAACUUCCCGUAUACAGCUGCCCCAGUUGUGUACACACCACCUUCCUCUGCUGAUGUGGCAGAAAAAGUUGCGGAGGCAGGGACCAAGUCUCAGUUGUCAAGGAAUGUAUCUGCUGUGCAGAGGAAAGGAUACACAAGUGAUGAGGAACUGGAGGAAUUAGAUUCACCUCUUACGUCCAUAAUUGAAAGAUUGCCAUCAUCCCCAGCUAUCAACAUGGCCAAUGGAAAUGGAAAACACAAGGAAUAUGCAGCCGCAGGGGAUUCGAUGGCAAAUGCAAGGUAUGAACUUCUUCGUGAGGUCUGGUCUGCAUGAGGAUUGGGAGUUAAUCUUGCUGUACAUCUUUUCUUCUCUCUUAAUUCCCUUCUUAUCAAUGUAAAUAUGAAGAAACAAAAUCACUCUCGAAAAGUAAGCAGUGAAAGAUGAUUCAAGGUUUCAGGUUUGUUCAAAUGCAGCAGCAGAAGCCAUGCCAUUUGCUUUCCUGUAAACUACAGUUUUUUAGUUGCUCUGUAUUGUUUGGAUGAGAAUAUUAAUUUAAUUCAAUAAAAAUAUAUUAUCACCAUUUACGUG